CGGUAAAAAUCAACGGCAGUUUGUUUACAUUAUCACAAAACCAGUUAAAUUCAUAAAAACUCAAUUUUAAACUAUUUUUUAACAAUUCUAAGCAUUUUUAAAAUGAAAGCAGUGAAGCUAGAAAAAAAUUGUGAAUUUGCGGAAUAUUUUAAUAAUAAAUUAUACUCUGACUGCGUUGUAAUCUCAUCCUGCGACAAAAAAUUCCGUACACACAAAAUAAUACUGUCCAAAAAUGAGUUCUUUCGAAAGAAACUUGCUUCAGAUAACUUAAAAGUCAGUGCCUUAAAUUUACCAGAAACCGCUGAUAUUUUGGAAGACUUGCUCUACUAUUUAUAUACUGGAAGUAUCAAAGGAUCAUGCAAUAACAUUAAAGACUUACUACUUGCUGCAAAAAAAUACUCAUUUACUGAUCUCGAAGCAACUAUGGCCAGAAAUUUAAUGAAUUCAUUAUGUGCUAAUAAUGCUGUCCAAUAUCUCCUUUUUGCACAUAAACAGGAACUAAAAGACUCAGUAAAUGAGAUAACUGACUUCAUAGCUAAUGAUCUAAAAGGUGUUAUGCAAACUGCUGACUGGAAGUUACUGGAUCCUGAAGAACAUGCUAGACUGAAGGACAAAAUAAUUGAAACCUAUAUAAGGUUUAAUGAAGCCAACAUCGUAGAGUCGUCAAUGUGUGAGCAGCUAAUGCUGUAAAUCUAAAGAACUGGCUUGAGUAGAAGUAAGCGAUAACUUAAAUAAUUUUAAAUCUUUAUUGGCACAAUUAUAAGUAAAGCUGGAUUUAUUUAACAGCUUUAAUACAUCAAAAAUAAAUUAAAUUAAUCUAGAAAUAAAUAUUUAAAACUUCCUGUAUAAAGCCACAAACAUUCUAUUCCAAUUCCUUGUUUUAAAGCUUCUUAACAAAAGUUUUAAUUUCAACAUUCGGUUCUUGCGGUUGGAACAAACAUUCGCCAAGAAUUUCAUUAUAUUCAUCAUACCUAACUGUGGAUAUACAUUCCAUUCCACAUCUUUCAGCUAUUUUUAUCGUAAAGACACUUGUGCAAUCGACAGACAUUAGUUUGUAAUUUAAAUCUCUUCCAUUCUCAAAGCAAUACUCAAAAAGCUUUUGUCCGAUUCCAUUACCGCGAUACUUUUGAUGGGAUGUCAAUAUGUGGCAAUGCAAAGCUCUGUCGAGAUUAAAUUUUCCAAGAACGUCAGCUUUUUGCUCAAUAAAGGCAAGGAAUUUGAGGAUGUCGCUCCACUUUUUGCUAGAUUUUUUUGCAUCCUCUAGCAUUGUUUCUGCAUCGCCUGCCUGAAUCGGUCCAGCAAUUAGAAUUCCUACAAUUUCAUUAUUAUCACUGUUGAAUGCCAUUAGGAUUGUGUCAUGCUCAAUAUGAGACAUUGAGAAAAUCUCAUCAUCAAUUGUAUGACCUGGUUCUGGAUGGGAAAUUGUUAUUGGCUCUUCUUUAUAGUAAUGCUCGCGAAUGAAGCUUAAUACUGCAUCAUGGUCAGCACUUUUAGCUACACGAAUUGUUAUGUUGAUUGACAUUAUUUCACUGGAUCUUUUGCAAUUAAUGCGACGUAACUCUAUGGAGUUUACUUUGUGACUGCUUAAUUUUCAAAGUUGGAUUAGGUUCGUGUCACAAAAAUUGGAUUUACUAUGAGAACUAGACAGCUGACUAAGAAUUAAGUUUUUUUGUUUUUAUUUACACAGCAAGUAACGUGCUUAGUGUUAAAUUAGAAAUCAAUUUCUACACGGCCGUUACAGA
Chironomus riparius is the source of this 1742-nucleotide messenger RNA. The record is from the annotation of a GenBank genome assembly. NCBI's taxonomy places the organism in Eukaryota, Metazoa, Arthropoda, Insecta, Diptera, Chironomidae.